Molecule: messenger RNA, 3678 nt
Organism: Camellia sinensis
Lineage: Eukaryota; Viridiplantae; Streptophyta; Magnoliopsida; Ericales; Theaceae
Source: RefSeq, a predicted model, not a curated record
AUUUGACGCUUGUCAAAUUGUCUUCCAAAAUCUCUUAACAAAAAUAUCAAAUUGGAGCACCAUGUGACAAUGCCCAAGACCACCGUAUAAUUUUUCGCCCCGCUGGAAAAGCCCAUAGCAACUACCGUGUUGACAAUAUUGCAGAGUCUUGUCUUCAUUCAUCAAUCAUCAAGAAACAUAUCCCAGUAUUCUCUAGUAACUGGUAAGGCCUCUUGAAGGAGAAGUUGUUCCCCCGAUUGUCUCAAUUCUUCUCUUUCACUUCUUCUUUUUGUUGUCUAUUGAAGAUUGUUUUCAUACAUGCUUGUUUUCUCUUGGGCGAGUUGUGGUUGUGGCCCAAUUAAGAGAAGAUCAUGGCAGACAUGGUUCUUACAGCAGUCCUCAAGAAACUUGUUGAUAUUGCUGGUAAUCUAAUAGUUGAAGAAGGUUCUCGCUUGUCUCGGCUGAAAACAGACAUCCUUUGGAUCGAAAAUGAGAUGAGCCAUAUUCGAUCCUACUUGAAAGAUGUUGAUACCAAACAAUGGGGCAGCAGUGGCGCAAUCAACUUCUUAGGAGAUAUUUGGGAUCUUGCUUAUGAUAUGGAGAACAUCAUUGACACAUACUUUCCAAAACUAGCAUCAUCAAGUGGAAGGAAUGACUGGAAGAGGCACCUUGGUUGGUUUAAGAGUGUCAAGUGCAUCCGCAACUUUGCUGUGGAGAUUGAAGGGAUUAAAAGAAGGGUUGAGAACAUCAAUCGAGUCAGACAAACUUAUGGAAUCAAAGAAAGAGGUGGUGGCCGUGACGCAGAAGAUGGAUGCGAUCCAAGACAGUCUUUCCCCCAUAUUGAUGAAGAAAAUAUUAUUGGUUUCGAUGAACACAUUCAAAACUUGGUGGCCAAAGUGACUGAUGAUCAAGAUUUACACUGUCGUGUGGUAUCUAUUACUGGCAUGGCCGGUUUGGGAAAAACUACUCUUGCCAAGAAAGUUUAUAAAUCUGUUCAACAAAGUUUCCAGUGUUCGGCUUGGAUUUAUGUUUCUCAGCAACCAAACAUAAAAGAGCUCUUACGAGACAUAGGAAGACAAGUUGGCUUGGAGGAGAACAAGUGCAAGCACAACGUGGAGGCCAAUUUGUUCGAAUUUUUAAGCCAAAAAAGGUACGUGAUUGUAAUUGAUGAUAUAUGGGACAUUGUACCAUGGAAUGGUUUAAAGAAUGGUAUUCCAACCAAUUCUGAGAAGGGUAGUAGAAUAAUAAUCACUUCUAGGAAAAAAAAUGUAGAUGUUAAUAAAGGAGGAGGUGGGCAAAAAUUUCUACAUGAGUUGCAACCCUUAGACCAAGAAAAUAGUAGAACCCUCUUCUUCAAUAUUGUUAUGGCUGCCUCACAUAACAGUGGUGAAAGUAGUUGUCCCUCACAAUUAAAGAAAAUUGGUGAGCAAAUAUUAGAAAGAUGUUGUGGUGUGCCACUUGCAAUAGUGGUGACAGCGGGUCUAUUGUUGUCGAGAGAGAGAACACAACUCGCAUGGAAAGAGGUAUUAGAGAGCAUGGGCCAAGAUGAAGACCAAUACUCAUCUAUCUUUGCACUCAGUUAUAAAGAUUUGCCUUCAAAGUUUAAACCAUGCUUUCUAUACUUGGGACUUUUUCCAGAGGACCAUGAAAUUUCCACAUUCGAAUUAAUUAAUUUAUGGGCAGCUGAGGGAUUUAUACAAGGCAGUGAAUUGAGAGAGGUUGAAGAUGUCGGGUAUGAUUACCUAAAUCACUUGAUAGGUAGGAAUCUUAUUCAAGUUGUUCGAAGAAGGUUCAAUGGAAGGGCUAGAAGUUGUCGCAUUCAUGAUAUAUUGCACAAUCUUUGCAUUCGAGUGGCCAGUGAGAUUAAUUUCUUUAGCACUCACAAUCAUGUAACCAGCCAUAAUUCUGCUUUGGGAAUACGCAGAAUGACUAUCCAUGGUAUUAAUUUUGCUGACUACAUAUCUUUAAAUCAUCAAGCUCCCAAGCUUCGUGCUAUGUUGUAUUUCGGUGAAGGCAUGUAUAAUCUUAGAAGGAAUCGAUAUAAGGAUUUUCUUAGCCGGUUCAAAUUUCUUCAUGUGCUAAGUGUUAGGUAUUACUAUCUUCCAACUUCUUUUCCCAAUGAAAUUAGCAAUUUGAACCACUUGAGUUACCUUAAAUUGGCAGCCGCUGUUGCAGAAAUUCCUUACACCAUAUGCAACUUAAAAAGUCUGAUGACCUUGGAUCUUAGUGGAUGUGACGUAGUCAUCAUUCCUAAUCUUAUUUGGAAAAUGCAACAAUUACGACAUAUCCUCUUGCCCGAUUACUGUAAUUAUAUUUGCAAGGCUCCCUCAUUUCGGGAGGUUUCUGUACCAAAUCUCCAAACCCUACAAGGGAUGUCUACUUCUCUUUUCGAGGCCCAAUACUUGCCCCAAUACUUGCGCAAACUUAACAAUUUGAGAGAAUUGGUAGUUGCUCAUUCAACCGAGAGUAUCAUUGAGGUAUUAUCGGGUGCAACCCCUGUAUCACAUGGGCUAGAGAAAUUGAGCUUAUUGGAUCCUUGGUCUUUGGAGUUGAGUCUGAAAGUAACUUCCAGAACAUUCAAUCUAUCUCGAUAUGAAAAUCUGUCUAAGUUGAGUCUGAAAGUACGAGUGGAGUGUCUUCAACAUGACAAAUUUCCCCCAAACCUCACCAUGCUUACCCUUAAGUACACUUAUUUGAAGGAGGACCCGAUGGACACUCUGAAGAAACUCCCGAAACUAAAGAUCCUCAAAUUGUGCUGCAAAUCAUAUAAUGGGGGGGAGAUGGUUUGCUCUGGAGAACCUGGUAACUUCCCUGAACUUGAAGUAUUGCGAAUUGAAGACAUGAGAAAUCUGUGGCAGUUCAUAGUUGAAGAAGGAGGAAUGCCAAAACUCAAAGACUUCUCCUUCAUUGAUUGCAAUCCAAAAACAAGGAUUCCAAAUAGAAUCAAAAGCAUAUUGAUGAUUUACCGAUUAAAAGACAUCAGAAUUUCUUGAAGAAGGGUGCUGGGUUGAAGAUGAGGAAGAGGGAAUUUCAAAGCCAUUACUUCAUUCUGAAGGUCGUACAGAAAAAUGAAGUGGCACAUUAAUGCAUGUUAGACUUGAGGAAGGCUACCAAAGCCGCCAUUCUUGACAAUAGUACCAAGGACGCCGAGUUAAAAGAACUGAGGACGUAGCUAGCCGAGAAGCACUGAGCAGGACCAGCUAGCCAAGUGAGUUCGUCUGACUGUAACAUCGUUCGGGGAGUACCUGAAUGCAUUAAACAGUUUGAACACUCGAUCUCUUGAUCUAGUCUCACGAGUGCAAUGUGAAGCAUUGAUGAGAGUCUAGAUUUGACAACUUUAUAGAAAAUCCAUUUUAUUGCAGAAACCACUACAUUACCAAAUUUCAAAGUCGCCACCUAAUAUUUUGAAAAAAUUAAGAAACUUGUGACUCGUGCUAAGGCCAUUGUUCAUCGUAACUAAAGAUACUUGGCUCAGAACCUUAGGUAUGAGAGGGGCAAGUCUUUAAAUGAGCACCCCCACUCACCUAAUCAAAGAUUAGCCUCUACUAAACCAUGAUAUGAGUUUUAUAUCCUUUAUAUGUUCAUAUUCUGAUUUAUUUAAUAGAUCAUAAAAAUUACUGUAUGAAGCAAUCAAGUAUAGACUAUGUCAUUCAUUUUGGAAUAAUUUGAUUUCAUGUAUUUUGAAAGAGUUUUGAAGAU